UCUAUCACAUCAGCUCCGUGUUUCUUUUGUUUUCUAUGAAUCUGAGAAGAAACUGACGAUGGAGUUGAAGAGUUAGUAGAUGAAGCUGGUUGAUUAGAAUGGCUGGUUAAGAUGUUCUCAGAAUACAGGAUUCAUCCAGCUCUGCUUCACCUGCUUUACUGUCUGCUGUGCUCAGCUGGAGAAGAGGUUGUCAGACUUCAGGAGCUGGAGGGAAACACUGUGACCAUCCAUACUGGAUUAACUGAAGCUCAGAGUGAUGCUCACAUACUGUGGUUUUAUGGACCUGAGAACGCAGAUAUAAAGAUAGUGAACAGUCUGGUGUUUAAAGGGGAGACUAAUACAGACUAUCCCAGUGAGAGAUUCAGAGACAGACUGCAGCUGAACAGAACCAGUGGAUCUUUAACCAUCAGGAACAUCAGCAGAGAAGAUUCUGGACUUUAUAAACUACACAUCAUUACUGGAAGUAUCUCAGGCUGGAGUUUCAGUAUUGAUGUCUAUGCUCCAGUAUCAAAGCCAGUCAUAAGAAAUCAGACAGAAAAGCGCUCAGUGAGUCUCAGAGAGUCGUGUUCUCCUCUGUGCUCUGUGGAGAACGGGAAGGAUGUGAGUUUGUCCUGGUAUGAAGAGAAAGAGAGAAUCUCCAGCAUCAGCAGCUCAGAUUCCAGUGAACGUCUUUAUCUUCCUCUGAAUAAAACCAACCCAGACUGUUCUACUUACACCUGUGUAGCUGCUAAUCCAGUUAGUAAUCAGACAACCCAGCUCAACAUUACAGAACUCUGCAUUAAAUCAGGUAGGUGA
This is a messenger RNA of Pygocentrus nattereri (red-bellied piranha), 795 nucleotides long. RefSeq names its product CD48 antigen-like. The transcript is spliced from 3 exons. Lineage: Eukaryota; Metazoa; Chordata; Actinopteri; Characiformes; Serrasalmidae. The record is from RefSeq and is a predicted model, not a curated record. Bases 112 to 795 code for a protein of 227 amino acids.